Brassica oleracea var. oleracea is the source of this 795-nucleotide messenger RNA. RefSeq names its product T-complex protein 1 subunit theta-like. Bases 1 to 795 code for a protein of 264 amino acids. Gene Ontology annotation, biological process: protein folding. The record is from RefSeq and is a predicted model, not a curated record. Lineage: Eukaryota; Viridiplantae; Streptophyta; Magnoliopsida; Brassicales; Brassicaceae. Gene Ontology annotation, cellular component: chaperonin-containing T-complex. Gene Ontology annotation, molecular function: ATP hydrolysis activity; ATP-dependent protein folding chaperone; ATP binding. The transcript is spliced from 6 exons.
AUGCAGCUGUACAGUAUCCAAUCGAUGCUCAAGGAAGGCUACAGACACCUCUCUGGCCUAGAGAAAGCCGUCAUCAAAAACAUCAAAGCUUGCAAGGAGCUCUCCACCAUCACCCGCACUUCUCUCUGCCCCAAUGGAUUGAACAAAAUGGUUAUAAACCAUUCAGAUAAGCUCUUUGUAACCAACGACGCUGCGACCAUUGUGAAUGAGCUCGAGAUUCAGCACCCUGCUGCGAAGAUUCUUGUUUUAGCUGCCAAGGCGCAGCAGGAAGAGAUCGGAGAUGGAGCUAACCUCACCAUCUCUUUUGCGGGAGAGCUUUUACAGAAUGCGGACUGCAGAGGAGCUUGUCAGGAUGGGGUUGUUGAGGUUCUUGAAGAAUUGGUUGAGAGUGGUUCUGAGAGGAUGGAUGUGCGUAGCAAAGGUGAAGUUGUUUCUAGAAUGAGAGCUGCUGUUGCUAGCAAGCAGUUUGGUCAAGAGGAGAUUAUUUGUUCCUUAGUAGCUGAUGCAUGUAUUCAAGUAUGCCCAAAGAAUCCAACCAAUUUUAAUGUGGAUAACGUCCGUGUUGCCAAGUUUCUUGCAGGAGGAUUGCACAACUCUUGCAUUGUCCGUGGCAUGGUCUUGGAAAGCGAUGCUGUUGGGAGCAUAAAGCGAAUGGUAAAAGCAAAGGUUGCUGUAUUUGCUGGGGGCGUUGACACUACUGCAACAGAAACAAAAGGAACUGUCUUGAUCCAUAGUGCCGAGCAGAUUUCUUCGCCGGGAUUGAAGAUUCAAACAGUGACGCUUAACGUCGAUUGA